CCAAACUGGAAAUGGCCAUCAAAUAAACGACGCAUGCGCUGUAGUCGGCGCUUUAAAACUAGUCUAGAGGAGGGAACGGGAAAGGUCUUGUAGGUUGACUUAAACAUUACUAAAGGAUUCACGUGGAAAGCAGUUGUGUGUAAAUAAACCAUUGAGGAGCUGCAGGAUGAGACGUUGUCAUGACUCUGAGAUCCACUUUCGUUCUAAAUCCUGGAUUCAAGACCAGCGCUGACUCCACCGUCUUCGGUAACACGUUCAUCGGGGUCGCCACCGUGAGUCCUGUGCGCAUCAAAAGGGAGUUCGGCGACUUCGCCAUCGAUGUGCAAGACGUGCAACGGGGCGAGAUCCCAAGAAGCAGAUCCAAGAACUUAGAUCCGAAUUACAUGACAAGCAAAGCUGCCACACCUGCAGAAAUAAUUCAAGGUGACAAACCUGUGGGGGUAUUGACCCCUGUCACACCAAUGGGGGGUGAGGGAACCCCAGUGAAAGGUAAACCCCUCACUGUUGACAGUAUGGAGAACCCCCAGAUGGCUGUGAACAACAACCCUAAGGACGGUGGCGCUGAUGAUGGCGGAAAGGUGAUUGGCCCUGGAAUGCUUGGCACCGCUUCCAUUGAACUGUCCUCGGAGGGCAAAUGGAGGAACAUCAGGAAAACCCCUGCCAGUCCACACACACAAGCAAACUGCCUUCGCCAGAUCCUCCUCCUUCAACUGGACCUCAUAGAACAGCAGCAACAACAGCUGCAAUCAAAGGAUAAGGAGAUCGAUGAACUAAAAGCAGAUAAGGAAACGCUUCUUGCACGCAUUGAGCGAAUGGAACGCCGUCUCCAGCUCACAAGGAAGGAUGUUCCCCGUGACAAGCGCCUGUUUCAGCCUUUGGAGCCAUGGACUCCUGACAAAGAGGACAUAUGGGAUCUGGACAUUGAGGAAAAUCCACAGCCAAAUUCGGCCACACCCCUUCUAAUCAGUCGGGGCGGAAAGGGUCAAAAAAGGAAGUCUUGCUUUGGAGAUGCAAAAAUUCAGAAAUCUCGGGGGAAAAGUGCAAAACAUAGCCCCCAGAAAUCUGAGAAAGACUCUGGCUCUCCCAACCAAAGAGAGUUGCGCAGUAAAGAAACUCCAGAGAAGGCUUUCCCUUUGAGGUCAGAGGCAGAAAAGGACAGUUUGCUCCCAUGCAAAGAGGAGCCUGAGAUGAGCUGCCAGAUUGAAGAUCUGCCCUACAUGUCAACCACAGAGAUGUAUCUUUGUUGUUGGAACCAACCUCCUCUAUCUCCUUUGCAUGAGACUUCCCCCCAAAAGGAGGAAGAGGUGGCCAGUGAGUGGACUCCUCAUGUAGUACAUGAUAUGCUGAUUGUUUUUCCCUCUUGGAGGGAAAACCACAUUGAACCUUUAGCAGAGGACCCUUCUUUUGACCCUCCAGAGCUGAUGGACGACGGCACAUUUUUGAAACGCCACGCAAAGCUGGAGUUGGACGAGAAGAGAAGGAAAAGGUGGGAUAUUCAGCGAAUCAGAGAGCAGCGCAUGUUCCAGCGUUUGCAGCAACGAAUGAACAGGAAAAAAAAUGUCCAGGAGAUGGAGCCAGACUUGUCAUCAUUUUAUCCCGACACCGAAGACGUUGAAAGCAUAAUGAUCACUCCCUUUUUGCCUGUGGUUGCAUUUGGUCGUCCUUUGCCUAAACUUGCACAACAGAACUUUGAACUGCCUUGGCUGGACGAUCGAAGCCGAUGCCGAAUUGAGGUUCCCAAGAAACACACCCCUCACCGGACCUGCCGAAAGUGAAACUGGCCCAGGAUUAACGGCCAAAAGUUCCAACCCUAAAUUCGAAAAUUCUACCUUUGUCUUGUCUGAGGAGAUUGGGGCGUGUCACUUCAGCCUGUGGGAGUCUGGUCUUACCACCUGACCGCCUUCAGACUAUCAGGACAUUAUGGGGAAACAAAUUGAUGCUACCAGGUUACAGUUCCCAUGCUAGCAGUUGUUGUUCUGGUAGUUGUGUGCAUGUUCUGCAACAUGUUUGAGAUGUUUUGUUCAAGCUGUGCCAUGACAGAUGGAUUUUUUAUCACGCAAAGGUGGAGCUUUUGUCCAUUUUGAUGCAUAAUUUGUGGGCAGAAUGCACUGAGAGGUGUGGAGAAACCUUGAGCUUGGACUGUGUAUCAUAAGCAAUACAGACGCUUUGGUAAGUCUUGUGCUUUGACUUUCCCUGCUAUGUUCAAUUCCAAGUAUAACUCUUCAUACGGCUUUUACCGUUUGCUCACAAAUUAAAAAAAAGAGAUAUUUUCUUCAAUGUUAAGGGAAACAUUCUAAGAUUUCAACCAGUAUGAUUACACAGAAAACAUUUUGGUGUAAUGAAACCACAAACAUUUUAUUGAGUUUUUUUCCUAAAUAAAAACAAAGAAAUGGAAAAUCAGUCAGGUCUCAAACCAGGGUUAAAACCAUUGAUCUGUCCCGAUUUUUUUUCUUCUUCUGUUUGUUUAUUUUUGGGAAACUUGCAUGUACUCUAUAUACCUGUUGCAAAAAAUGAAAAUGAUCGCAUGGCCUCACAUUAGACUUGGCGAUAAGCUCUAUUUAUUGGGCUUCAAAAUCUACUAAACUGUAUCUUUAAAGCAUGAUUUCCGCAGCUCCAGCAGUCUGCUCAUCAAGUGGCGUAAAUGUUUUCAAUCCUAACAAUAUGCUAACAUUCACUAAAUAUUUGGCUAUAUUUGUUGGUCCCUUUCGUUGACUGAUGUUCAAAAGGGGACUUUAUAGAUGAAUAAUACGCUGUGUAGCUGUAGUCCUAGGAUCGCUCCGCUGUCCGCUCCUUCAGUGCUGCCGGUUCGUCUCUGAGCUGGUUCCAGUCCUGCAGUGACCGACGUCUGCAGGAGUUUGUUGUCGCCGCAUUUGCUCAGCCUGCAUAUGAUGCAAAGGCUUUCUGCAGCUUCGGGCCUCCAACUGCCCGGCAUCCGUCCAGGUUAAGUCUGGAAAUAUAAAAUGAUUUUGUUUUUUUCCUCCUCUGUACAUAGCUUUCAGCAAACAAAUGUACAUAAAACAUGGCUGUUAUUUUUUUAUUAUUUAAUGUUGAAAGUGUUGAGUACAUUUACAAUAGUUCUAUGAUUGUAUGUUGACAAAUGGACAGUUUUGAAACAUUCUUUUGGAAUAAAAUGAAUACGUCUAUCCUCUG
Molecule: messenger RNA, 3150 nt
Organism: Oryzias latipes (Japanese medaka)
Lineage: Eukaryota; Metazoa; Chordata; Actinopteri; Beloniformes; Adrianichthyidae
Gene: msl1b
Product: MSL complex subunit 1b
Cellular component (GO): MSL complex
Molecular function (GO): chromatin binding
Source: RefSeq, a predicted model, not a curated record